AUGUACCACCAAAAUCUAAAUUUCUUCUCUCACCUUCAACCUCAUUCCUUAGCUUACACCUUCUGCAAAUGGGGUCCUUUCAUUCUCACGCUUCUCGCCACCCUUCUCAUUCUCCGCUUCCGCCAGACCACCACUUCCAUCCCGCUCAGCACCGCCGAUUAUGAUUACUCUGAUACCGAAGAUGACGACCACGAUGAUGCAUCAUCCUCAAUAUCGGAGCUCGAAGACGACCAAGAAGAAGAAAAACAAGAAGAGAGAACGAAUGAGUGUUUCAGAAUGGGAGGCUCCACAAACGACGAUCCUCAGUUCCUACGACGUCCUAGCUUUGGUGAUUUCUUGUCGCUUUCGGAAAUCGCCAACACGAAAAGCGUCGUAAAGUUAUGGGACUCUAUAGGGUUUGGGCUAGGGUUUGACCGUUCAUGUUCUUCCUCCAAUGAAAACGUGGUGUCCGUUUACCACGGAGAACAUGGACUCUGCCCUAAUCAGACGGUGUUGGUUUCUGCCGGAGAAAAUGCGGCGGGUAAUUUAGCGAUGAGGGUUUGGGACGUGCGGCUUCGGCGGCGGAUACCGGCGGUGAUGGCGGAGUGGGGGUCGAGUCUUGGAAAGGUCGUUGGAAUUGAAUCGUGCGAAGUACACAAGGUUUUCGUCAGAGAUAACGGUGGUUACGGCGUGACAGUUGGUGACAUCAGAAAAGCGAAAUCGCCGUUGGAAAAGGAGUAA
Vigna radiata var. radiata (mung bean) is the source of this 720-nucleotide messenger RNA. RefSeq lists its product as uncharacterized. The transcript has 2 exons. Lineage: Eukaryota; Viridiplantae; Streptophyta; Magnoliopsida; Fabales; Fabaceae. Bases 1 to 720 code for a protein of 239 amino acids. The record is from RefSeq and is a predicted model, not a curated record.